AAUGACAUGAAGAAAGCCCAAGUUCCAGAGAAGUCAGUCCUAACAAGCUGGUUUUCCCAGUUCACCGGUGACAACAAAGAGGAAGAAGAGACAGAAGAAGAUGAAGAAGAAGAAGAGGAGGAAGAAGAGAAGCCAACAGAUGCCACUCCCAAAAGAGGGCGGGGCAGACCUAGAUUGACACCCAAGCCAACGCCCUCAAAGGAAACGCCCAGUAAAUCUGAUGAUCAGCCCAAGAGAGGAAGAGGGAGACCGAAGAAGAAUCCUGAUGAUGGGGAAACACCUGUUAAGAAAAAGGAAACUCCAGUCCCAAAAACUAAUGGGGAUGUUACUGAGAAGGAGGUUGAAGAGAAUCCAGCAGGGCCAGGUAAAACUAGGCGUGGGACCAGGGUGACUGAUUUAAGGACUAAACUAGAUACAUCAGUGGAAGAGUCACCUGGUGGAGAGAGAAAAUCCACAAGGAAGAAGACUGUGUUUACCUGUGAUGAAUGCAAGGAGACUUUCCAGAUGGAGUAUUUGUUACUGGUUCACAAAAAGAGGUGUAAGAGGGAGUCUCUUUUGACUUCCCCUCCAAAGACAGUAAGGAAGACACCAGCCAAAACUAACACUCCACAGAAGAAACCAGCAACAGCAGGUGGCUCGCAGUCCACCACAGCUAGUGUGAAGAAAACUGUGACUUCAGAGCAGGGAAAGUCGGAGCAAGAGAAGAAGAGUGUUGAGUCUGGUCCAACACCGGUAGACAUCAGUACUGUAAUUGUGGCAGGCUCAGAGACCAUAGUGAUCACAGAGAGCAUAGAAAACUUAACACGAUCCCUUCAAGGGGCUGUAGAACCUACAGAAGACAAAACUGAGGAGGUGAAAGAAGGUGAAGAGAGAGGGGAAGAGAUGGAAGUAGAUAAGGAGAAGGCUGAAGAAGGACAAAAUGAGGAGGCUCAGUCUGCAGAUCAAGAGAAAGAAGAGGAACAAGAAGCAGAGGAAGAGGAGAUGGAGGAGGAAGAAGAAGAAGAUGAUGGUGGGGAGUGGAGGCCUUCUCAAUCAGAUGAUCCUCCUCCUGCUAAACGUCGAAGAGGAAGAGGACCAAGCAGAAGGGCACUUGCAAUGAUACAAGAUGACGAUGAAGAUUACAAAGGCUCCAAAAGGAAGAGGAAGAUACUGCUCAACAUGAAACAAGCCAUCCAGGUGCUGAAGCUUACUCCUAAACGAAAGGUGCACCCUGAUUCUGGAAUGGAGGAGGUCAAUCGUGCCACAGAUACGAUAGAUCCUGAGGCUUUGUUGAAAUCAUCAGAGGAGAGUGCGCAGGCUGAAAAUAAUGAAAAAGAGCAAGCUGAGGAAGAGGGAACGGGUGAAAGAGCAGAGGAAGAAAAAGAACAGGAAAAGAGCCAGGCUACAGAGACAGAGGACCAGGCAGCAGAGGAAGGGGACCAGAAAAAGGAGCAGCCAGAAGUGAAAGUGAAAGAAGAGAAGCUUCCCCUGAAGGUUGUGGUGGAGUCCCUUCCUUCUGAUGAAGAGAGGGAGUUAUCUGAGGCAGAUUAUCUGGACGUGGCAGAGAUAGAGAAGAUGGUGGACUUGACUUCGUCAGACUGUGCUAUUUGUGGAAUGAGAUUUAAGGAUCCUAAGUACAUGAGGAAGCAUCUGAUUACCCACUCUGGUCAGAAGAAUUACGGCUGUAAUGUGUGUAAGAGGAAGUACAUGAGACGGUACGACCUUCACCAACAUCUGAUCAGAAUGCACGGGUGGAUCAAGCUGGGGCGGGGUCAGGUGGUGGAAUCUGUGGACGAGAACUAUGAACCUGUGUUAACACCCAAGACGGACUCCAAAAUGUUUGAUGCUGCUGAGGUUAGCAAGAAGUUUGAAUAA
Messenger RNA from Saccostrea cuccullata (small rock oyster), 1854 nucleotides. RefSeq names its product glutamic acid-rich protein-like. The transcript has 2 exons. The record is from RefSeq and is a predicted model, not a curated record. The coding region runs from base 7 to 1854 and encodes 615 amino acids. NCBI's taxonomy places the organism in Eukaryota, Metazoa, Mollusca, Bivalvia, Ostreida, Ostreidae. Gene Ontology annotation, molecular function: DNA binding.